GGGGGGGAGGAAUUGGCGAGACGGGGAAGGAGAGAGCGAGAGAUUGGGGAGUGAGACGAAAGGCUGCGGGAGAGAACGAAAAAGGUGAGCGAGAGAAAGGGGAGGAGGAGUGUGGUGGGGGGAGGGAGAUGAUGGUGUAUUAGAGAGAACGACCGAGAGAGAGGGGGAGGGAGAGAGAGAGAAAACGCUACAGAGAGAGAGCGCGAGCAAGGUGAGAGAGAGAGGGGCAGUGAGCUCGCAGCUGGCGGAGGCGAUGGAGGCAAAUUGGGUUCCGAGUGGAGACGGAUGGGUGCGGCGCAUCGAGAAUGGGACCCUCCCUCCCGCGGCCGAGUCUGCGGCCGGAUCUACCGACACGGACCAAUCCAUCUACCCGAGAGCGUCCGUCAACCGGCAGACGAUACGGCGGCGGCCCACGAUGAUGCGGGAGAAGGCGGGCCGGCGUCAGGCCGUGCGGGGCCCCGCGUAUAUGUUCAGCGAGCGGGCCACGAGCCUCACGGCCGAGGAGGAGCGCUUCCUCGACGCGGCCGAGUACGGCAACAUCCCCGUGGUGCGCCGCAUGCUGGAGGACGGCGGCGCUGGCCGCUCGCUCAACGUCAACUGCGUGGACUACAUGGGCCAGAACGCCAUGCAGCUCGCCGUGGGCAACGAGCACCUCGAGGUGGCCGAGCUGCUGCUCAAGCGCGACAAGCUGUCGCGGGUCGGCGACGCGCUCAUGCUCGCCAUCAGCAAGGGCUACGUGCGAAUUGUGGAAGCCAUCCUCGCCCACCCGGCCUUCGCCGGUGAGAAGCGCCUCAUCUUGAGCCCCCGCGAACAGGAGACGCAGGACGACGACUUCUACGCUUACGACGAAGACGGCACGCGCUUCUCUCCCGACAUCACCCCCAUCAUCCUUGCAGCGCACUGCCAGGAGUACGAGAUCGUGCACAUCCUGCUGCGCAGGGGGGCGCGCAUCGAGCGGCCGCACGACUACUUCUGCAAGUGCGGCGAGUGUACCGAGAAGCAGCGGCACGACGCCUUCAGCCACUCACGCUCGCGCAUCAACGCGUACCGCGGCCUCGCCAGCCCCGCGUACCUGUCGCUGUCCAGCGAGGACCCCGUGCUCACUGCCCUCGAACUCAGCAAUGAGCUCGCCAUGCUGGCCAACAUCGAGAAGGAGUUCAAGAACGACUACAAGAAGCUGUCUGUGCAGUGCAAAGACUUCGUGGUGGGGCUGCUCGACCUGUGCCGCGACACGGAGGAGGUGGAGGCGAUCCUCAACGGCGACGCGGAGCUCAACCCGCCAGCCUGCGACCGCCAGCGAGCAGCCCUCAUCCGCCUCAAGCUCGCCAUCAAGUACGAGGUCAAGAAGUUUGUGGCUCAUCCCAACUGCCAGCAGCAGCUGCUGUCCAUUUGGUACGAGAACAUCUCGGGCCUGAGGCAGCAGUCCAACGGCAUCAAGUUUCUCGUGGUGCUCUCCGUGGCCAUGUCACUGCCCAUCCUCGCGCUCGCCUACUGGAUCUCACCUUGCAGCCAGAUCGGGAAGGUGCUGCGGAGCCCGUUCAUGAAGUUCGUGGCGCACGCCGCCUCCUUCACCAUCUUCCUGGCGCUGCUGGUGCUCAACGCCUCCGACCGCUUCGAGGGAGUCAAGCUGCUGCCCAACGAGACGGAGACCGACCACCCGCAGCAGCUCUUCCGCAUCAAGACGACGUCCUUCACCUGGACGGAGCUGCUCAUCGUCGCGUGGAUCAUCGGGAUGAUCUGGGCCGAGUGCAAGGAGCUGUGGGCCGAGGGGCUCAAGGAGUACCUCUUCCAGCUGUGGAAUGUCCUCGACUUUGGCAUGCUCUCCAUCUUCGUGGCGUCGUUCACGGCGCGCCUCUUCGCCUUCCUCAAGGCCUCCGAGGCGCAGCGCUUCGUCGACUCGGAGGGCUUUCCCAACGUCUCCAACGCGACGCUACCCGAGCACAUCCGCUACUUCAACCUGGCUCGGAGCCACUGGCUCCCCUCGGACCCUCAGAUCAUCUCCGAGGGCCUCUACUCCAUCGCCAUUGUGCUGAGCUUCUCGCGCAUCGCCUACAUCCUGCCGGCCAACGAGAGCUUUGGGCCCCUGCAGAUCUCCCUGGGCCAGACGGUGAAGGAUAUCUUCAAGUUCAUGGUCAUCUUCAUCAUGGUCUUCCUGGCCUUCAUGAUCGGCAUGUUUAACCUAUACUCAUACUACCGGGGCGCCAAGGUCAACCGCGCCUUUGUCACAGUUGAGGAAAGCUUCAAGACCCUCUUCUGGUCGAUCUUCGGCCUCUCCGAGGUGGCUUCAGUCGUCAUCAACUACAACCACAAGUUCAUCGAGAACAUCGGCUACAUCCUCUACGGGGUCUACAACGUCACCAUGGUGGUGGUACUGCUCAACAUGCUCAUCGCCAUGAUCAACAGCUCCUACCAGGAGAUCGAGGACGAUUCGGACGUGGAGUGGAAGUUCGCUCGCGCCAAGCUCUGGAUCUCGUACUUCGAGCAGGGCCGCACGUUGCCCGUGCCCUUCAACCUCGUGCCCAGCCCCAAGUCGGCCGUGCAGCUGCUGUUGGCAGCGGCCCGCGCCCUCGGCCGCCUGUGCCGCUGGCGCAAGCACAAGGGCAAGCUGGACGUGGAGAUGGACAUGCUGGACGCCAAGGCCAAGGACCUGUAUAGCCUGAGGAGCAACAUGAACCGAAGCAUGAACAGCAUAGGUCAGCAUCCCACCCGCUACCAGCAAAUCAUGAAACGGCUCAUCAAGAGGUACGUCUUGAAAGCCCAGUUCGACAAGGAGAACGACGAGGUCAACGAAGGAGAGCUCAAGGACAUCAAGCAGGACAUCUCGAGCCUGCGCUACGAGCUCCUGGAGGAAAAGUCCCAGAAUGCCGAAGACCUCGCCGCCAUUAUCCAGCAGCUCAGUGAAAAGUUCAACCUGGAGAUCCCACAGCCAUCCGACAAUGACGAGCUGGACUUGGAGGAGAAAGAUGUCAGGUUAUAGCCCUUGGAGCUGUGGGUUCGUGAGAGAGGGGGUGGCAAAAAUCUCCCACUUAGGGCGGUGUGCUUUUGGACGAUGUGUGUUUGACGGACAGCGACAGAGGACCCGGGGGGGGGGGGGGGGUGGGGGGGGGUGGGGGGGGCGGUCAGCCGUGAUGCGGCGACCUCAUCGUUGGACGCGAGUCUCUUUGCCGAGUAGCAAGAGGACGAGUUGCUUGUGUGAAGCGGGCCACACUGAGCAGUCGUAGGGAGCCUAAAAGUAAAACGGGACGAGGACAACGCCGCCUGCGUGCGCGAAACGUUUGCAUUUUCCAUUCGAAAACGACGCCCCCCCCCCCCCCCCCGCCUCCCCCACCGUGUUCCCCGGCGUAAACGAAACAAUGAGAACAUAUACGUCAUAGUCUGAUUACCACAUCCGGUUGGUAAUUUUUCUUACCAAAGCAGGCCGUCUGCUGUAAUGUGGAUGUUAAACAAGAACAAAAAGACAGCGGUGAUCGUUCAAAAGGACGGGCUAUUUGUGUGCUCUUGCAUUAAGCCCAAAUCCCAAAUGUGAAAGUUAUAAUAAAUAAAAUGAUAUACAGUCGUCCCUCGGUUAACAGUGAUAUCGGUUAACGGUUUUUGCGGUGAACAUUUCGCCGCCCAUAGAGAACCCCCAUGGUUUGAACUGACGUUAACACUUUCAUGUAACGGUAACAUGUUUAUGUUGUGCACGCCAAUUUUGGCCAAUUCCAGCGCUCCUAAGUGAGGGCUGAGCCAUGCCCUCAGCCAAACAGCAACUGCCAUUUGCAAGCGUUUAGAGCUCGAAUGGCUUUAUGCUUAACAUGUUUUCUGUUUUUCUAGCAGUGUAAACACUAUUUUGGCAGUGUAAACACUUAUAAUUGAAUUUGAUUAACAGUCAUUUCGGUGAACAGUUUCAGUGGAAUGGAUAAAAAAAAACGUUAACCAAGGGACUACUGUGUAUAUAUAUUUCUGCAGCAUUAUAAAAAUUGCUAAGUUCCCUCUUGCAAUGGGCUGUCACCAGAUGAAAGUACCAAUUUGUUCCAUUUAACAUUGGAGCAGUUUCUUUGUUCCAUAUUUAAGAUGCCUUUUGUGCCAGCAGACCUGCAUUGGCUUCAUGCGUCCCGGCUCCCACAGUGCCCCACUCCAGAAAUUAGCAGUCGUGCUAGCGUGAGAUAUUUUUUUGACCACGUUGAAUUUGGACGCAGAUUAGUAUACGGUAGAUUAUUUGAAACCCGAUGAGUACACGUGCAAUUUCAUACCGGCCUCCCAGUGCACCUCUCGUUUUGAUCUGACUGUCCCAUAUCUGUCAACCCCUUAUCAGUGCCUACCUCAUUACAGACCAAUUCAGACCCCGUGCCCUUAUGAUUCUCAACGUUCAUCCUACAAAGUCCCAUCACAAGGGAUACACACAAAUAAAUAGACAAAAAAUACUUUCAUUCAAUUUCCCUGUACAAGAAUACAGGUAAACCGUAUGGGUUGACAGGUAUGCUGUCAUGUCAUGCUGGCUUCCAUAAUGCACUUGUGCGCUGUUAUCUUGGACAAAUUUAAAAGUAGUGUGAGUCACGUGAAUGCCACUUUCAAUUCCUCCCCCCCCCCCCCACCCUGUGAAAGAAGCUUAUAAAACUCAAAACAGACAGCCCGGUGCACACAUCCUGUGUGUUCCUAUUAAAAUAAGAGCUUCUGGUUUCCAGGGUUGUAUUUGUAACCAUGGUGGAGACCCUCCUCUCCAUUUAGAAAUCACGGGCCAACUCAUUUUCACAAUUGAUUCUAAGAAUAGUGGCUCUGAGGAAGAGUUGUUAAUAUGCCCACGCUCGACAACCUCAGCAGAGUCGGGAUGGGUUUUGGAUAUAAAAAUUCUAUAUUUUCGGAUCAUUUCCAUUUUGUAAUAGUGGAAACUGUGCUUGAGCGAAACAAAGCGGCAUCACGUGGCAUUGAUGCCACUUUUAGCGGUGAAAAAGGGGAAGUGACAUACUAUUAUGACGUCAUUUCCCGUGGCAUCAUACUUUCGGCCUGAUUUUCAGAUUGCUAUUUUGAGGAUUUAACAAAAUUGGGAGCAUAUCCCUUCUUCUUAGUUACUUCUGCAGGGAAUUACCAAUGUACACCGUCUACUGAAAGGUGGACAUUAAAGACCCGACAAAGCAUCGUCUAUACAUCGUCUGCAAGAGUGUGUGCCAGCGUUGGAUAACUUAAAUGGCAGAGAAUUAAACCAACUUAUAAAGUUCCCAAACAACUGAUGUCGUACGAAAAAAACUAUACAUUUACUGUGCCUAUGUAAAUAUGAAAAUUAGACAUCUUUUGCAAAAUAUAUAUCAUGAAUCUCUUUGGUCAGUCACAUCCAGAUUAUAUUAUUGACAUUUAUCCAUUAUUAUUUAUUUUAGUUUGACUCCACCAUCAUAGAGUAGUCAUAGUGUAUCUAUAGGGAAGCACACUGGUCGUUUUCUUUUCUUAGAGGUUAUUGGCACAAAAUCAAACGAUCAAACGAUGUAUUUAAAUGGUUUUCUAUUAAAUGAGUAUGCGUUAGUUGAAAGUAUGAUGUGUGUAUAUAUACGACGGUAUUUUUAUGCCAAAAAAAAGACAAACGUUCUAAGCAAUUCAAUGGGGUUGUUUUUUUGUUAUUCCACCAUUUAACGCAUUAUUUAAGUUGGUGUUUACACUGUAUUUUGUCUCUGGGGACCCUGAAAGAUCUUUGGGGUUCAUGUUAAACGGAUAACUCAUCAAAACAAGUGAGCAUUCAUAAUUAUUGAUGGAAACCUAGCUGUUGACAGCAUUUCCUCAAACAAUAAGGGGUUGUUUCCCCCCCCUCAAAUCCCAGCUUCUGGCCCAAAUGCACACACAAGCUACCAUCAACUUUGGAGCCACUUUACAAGGGUGAGGCGUGAGGAAUUCCAAUCCCAGAGUCCACCGGUUCGAUCUCCUGGCAUGGCAAGUUUCUCAUAUCAACCCAACCUCUGUCCACCCAGCAGUACAAACAAGUACAACUCACAGUUGAUCGGCAGGCAGGCCGUGCGUGCAGGGGUGGAGUGUCGUUUUCCUUUGCGGUGGCAUGCGCUGUGAGUUCUCCCAGAAUUUGCACGCUGUGUGUGCGUGUGAGCACAGAUCCGUGAGUCUCCAUCCAUACGACCACCUCUGUCUGUUCUGUAAGACACGUAGCCAUCACUCUCACACUAUUUAAUCGCCAAUUGAGAAUAAAGUAAGGGGCAUUCAAAAUCAAUGUAUGUACGUAUGUUGAACUUCUUUCGCACCGUACGUAGCCAACCGUGCUUAUCGGAGGUGUGGGGGAAGGACGACAAACUAAACACGAAAAGUAGUUCUAAAGAAAUUAUGUUUCAAUCUAGGUUAUUUAAACGUGCGUAGCUCCAGUGGCUUCCUAAUAUCAGAAGAGCAUUCCAGACGACCGCAGAAGUGCAUCUGAAAACGCGCGAUGCAGUGACCGUCUUUGUUCGAUGCCCAGCCAGAAGCUGCCGUGAUGAUGACCAGUUUGCGUGAUGGUUUAUUCUCCUUUACGAGAUAAGCAAGAUAGAUAUUAAAUCAAAGGGGUAUGUUCAAACACAUCGCGCUUACCUUUGCAUUCUCCCUGAAUGUCGACUACGCAUUGUUAAAAAAAAUUACAAUUUCUAACGUGUUGUCAUUAAAAUUGUUAAUGUGCAUAAUUUCCUGAAUUAUGAUGAUGCGGUUAGAGCCAAAAUUAAAUGUUUAAGUCACUAGAUGCCUCUUUAGUCGCACGAAUCAGGGUACCGUAAGGGAAUAUUUUUGACCCAGCAACAACGCGUUUACUAAUUUUCGCACACUCAUAGUCACUUGUCAUUGGCGAGGGUAUCUUGCAGUGACAGAAGUGACUUGAAGUAGGUGGAAAUGCGAAUCCCGCCAAAGUUCAGUAUGGAAAAGGUUCCCUGGCCCCUCCAUUAAACCGUUGGUGUUUACUUUCUGACACAAAUAAUUCAGUUAAUUACAUCGAAUAUGAUGAGGAAAAGAGGAAAGUCUCUGGCCUGGACUUGCACAGGGGCAGGGAGUCGACAGCGCUGAUGGAUGGCGGAGGGGCGUUCCAGGUUAUGGGGACAAUAGAGGAGAAAAAGCGACAAUCACUGACCAGGGUUCGACUGAGGCUUCGAUAAAAUGCCAUAAAUACCGGAGGAGAGUGAAUGUGGUUUGGAAUGACUCUUUAUUGUAAUCAAAGUAGUCAAAUAAUUACCUUUCAUGGUGGAGCGAUAGUUUAGUGGUUAUUGUGUUUCUAGGCCACAGGUAACAUCAGUGGCGAGUGCCAUCCAAACCUGUCCUUGGCACUUUCCUCCACCGACCUUCACUCACCACAAUGGUGAAGAAUGAUCGUACAACCCCCACAUACUGGCACGGUAUGGGGAGGCCUUAAUUCAAAAGUUAGUUAACUUGGGAGCUGUAUACUAUAGUUGAAAUGGUAUAAAAAUUAAAAGGGUUUGCUUUUAGCAUGGGUAUUGGACACCUAGCACUGACUUAAAAAAAUGUAAGCUCACGAUAUACAAUGCGUCUCCUUGUGUAAUAAUUAUUUUUAACUCGCAUAGCCCGUGUGCAGUUGGUUCCCGUGACCCCUGCAGCCACUGCAGGUGGUAUGCAUUCAACGCGACGUUAUGAAAAUGAGAGCAUUUCAUCAUUUGUGACCCAAAAUCGUGAGAAUUCCUCGAAUCGCAGGAGGAGUAAAAUCAUUCCAUGUAGAACUGGGCUAUCCAUUUGAUCGCUCGACUCAUUGGAUAAAACAAAAAUCAAACCUGUCAUUGCACGAAGAGGUCCGAUCUCUGUUGCACUUGUACCGCUGGGUAGGAGGUGAUGGACUGGGCAUUGUGACGUCAUCAGUAUCAUCAACGUCACGCUGGGCGUGACUUAUAGGGGGUUUCCAACCUUUGAGAGUACUAUAAAAUGGGCCCGAGUAAUCGACCGCACAACAGUAGUCGAUGGCAAUUCGUAUCCAAUGAAUCCACAUAAUCAAAUAGUCGCCAGUUCUAACUCCAUGGCGAGAAUGCACGUGACAAUCCACCUCCUAGUUUGAUACAUUUCCAUGAUUCUGCGUCACAAUGUCGACCACAAUUCAAUUGUUGUGAAUCGUUUUUUUUCCGUCUCCUUUGAAUUGUGUGGAAUGUUUUUUUUUUGUUGUCUCGUUUUGUCUCGUUCCUUCAAUAAGCCGAAAGGAUAACGUUUGCAUAUACCGUACAGUAAUUUGCUCAAAUCACGAUUCUUACACGCGCGAUUCGAUGCAAGUAUCGUGAGCGUGAGAAUUGAUUUUUUAUUGAUGGAUCAUGACAUGCCUAGGAUGCUGCCGUAGUGCAAUGGCUACGCAGAUUGGACUUGCAAUCCAGGGACCAACCGGCAUGAUGCCAGUAUGUGGCCCGACAGAAGAAACAACGGGGCAAGUUGCUUAAAAUACCACCACCUCUGUGCACCCAUUAGUAUACAGUUACAUGUAUGUAGUGAAAACGUGAGGUUUCUCAUACGUCUGUUCUAAAAUGCCAGGACAACGUGGAAGAGUAGGUCCAUUACCAUGGAGAGCAGUGGGUCUUAACCUGGGGUGCACGCUGGCACCCCCUGGCGGUGAUAGAUGCCCUUUAUGGGGAUAGCGAUACAUGGUCAGAUUUUUUUUUAGAAGGUAAAUCAUCGCAACGUAAACUAAACACGGGCACGUAAGUAACAACAACUACUUUGUUUCAUCAAACCUACGUAUUUAUUAACAUUAACGUUUCACGAUUGAGAACCAAAGGGGUGCAAGGCUGCAGUGAAGGUUACGCACCACUGCUCGAGAGGGUCUCUCUAAGAGCUGCCUGUAGUCAAGGCCGUUAGGACAGCAUUGGCGUUAAGCAAUUCCUGGGUCGCAUCUUUUCCCUCACCCUAACUUGGCUUACCACUUGAUGUUAACACUUGAUGUUAAGCUUGACAUUUGAUGUUAACACUUGAUGCUAAGCUUGACACUUGAUGUUAACACUUGAUGCUAAGCUUGACACUUGAUGUUAACACUUGAUGUUAAGCUUGACAUUUGAUGUUAACACUUGAUGCUAAGCUUGACACUUGAUGUUAACACUUGAUGCUAAGCUUGACAUUUGAUGUUAACACUUGAUGCUAAGCUUGACACUUGAUGUUAACACUUGAUGCUAAGCUUGACACUUGAUGUUAACACUUGGUGUUAAGCUUGACAUUUGAUGUUAAGCCACGUUGCAUUACUUGGUGGAUUGAACGUUGCCACUAAUUAAUCGUUGCAAUUGGUUUUGUUCUUUACCGUAGCAAAAUGCCCGAUUCUCAAACGAAAGGUUGUGAGUUCAAUUGCCGGUCUGGAACGGUCGAUCCUACAGUGCGGACUGGUUCCCACCAUAGAAAUGUCGAGUUGACACCGCUGGUUCAGAGCCACCAACAGGGAUGAGCCUCAUGUAUCACUUGCUUAAGCAUAGGGCACUUUUGACUUUUAAUUUAUGUAAUCAUCAAAUAGUUAUUGUCAGUUUUACAUUGAACAAAGGUUCCCCAGUUCCGUUGUUACGUGUAGGUUUAGCAUUGUAUAAUUAUCAUAGUCGCCAAAUGAAAUGAAAUGUCUUAUAUUUUGUAUUACAGUAUUAUAUGCGAAUAAAAUAUAAACAAUGUCUCAA
This is a messenger RNA of Petromyzon marinus (sea lamprey), 9569 nucleotides long. Its product is annotated as short transient receptor potential channel 7-like. Lineage: Eukaryota; Metazoa; Chordata; Hyperoartia; Petromyzontiformes; Petromyzontidae. Gene Ontology annotation, molecular function: inositol 1,4,5 trisphosphate binding; protein binding; store-operated calcium channel activity. The record is from RefSeq and is a predicted model, not a curated record. Gene Ontology annotation, cellular component: cation channel complex; plasma membrane. Gene Ontology annotation, biological process: regulation of cytosolic calcium ion concentration; single fertilization; calcium ion transmembrane transport.